This is a messenger RNA of Penicillium egyptiacum, 330 nucleotides long. The record is from the annotation of a GenBank genome assembly. Lineage: Eukaryota; Fungi; Ascomycota; Eurotiomycetes; Eurotiales; Aspergillaceae.
AUGGGAGUACGACAAGGACCAAUUCCAAGCGUGGUGCGAUGGCAAGACUGGCGUCGACGCACAAUGCGCCAGCUCUGUCACUGCGCGUGGCUGCACAACCGCAUGUGCAUGGUUGUCUCAUGGUUCUUUACCAAGGACCUGAUGCGCGAUUGGCGCCAUGGCGAGCGCUACUUCAUGGAGAAUCUGAUUGACGGUGAUUUCGCGUCCAAUCACGGCGGGUGGGGAUUUGGGUCUAGUACUGGCGUGGAUCCGCAGCCGUAUUCGCGCAUCUUCAAUCCUCUUCGCCAGAGUGAGCGAUUCGACCCAGAGGGAAAGUAUAUUCGCUACUGA